Molecule: messenger RNA, 2454 nt
Organism: Symbiodinium sp. CCMP2592
Lineage: Eukaryota; Dinophyceae; Suessiales; Symbiodiniaceae
Source: the annotation of a GenBank genome assembly
AUGGUGAUUGUUGCUGACAAUGUGAAGGCAGAUGGCACAAGCCUGAUAUACAUUGAUCGUCACCUUGUCCACGAGGUGACAAGCCCUCAGGCAUUCGAGGGUCUCAGGCUCAGCAACAGGGAGGUGCGCCGAACAGAUUGCACUCUGGCCACAGUGGACCACAAUAUCCCAACUUCAUCGCGGAAGAAUUUCAAGGACACCAAAAGCUUCAUAGAAGAAGCAGAUUCGCGGCAGCAGGUUGUAACACUGGAGGACAAUGUGCAAGCAUUCGGCCUCACCUACUUCGGAAUGGAGGACAAACGACAAGGCAUCGUGCAUGUCAUCGGCCCGGAGCAGGGGUUCACACUCCCUGGAACUACGGUGGUUUGUGGCGACAGCCACACUUCAACUCAUGGAGCCUUCGGAGCUCUUGCUUUUGGCAUCGGAACAUCUGAAGUCGAACAUGUCUUGGCAACCCAGACGCUGCUCAUGAACAAGGCAAAGAACAUGCGAGUCAAAGUUUCUGGCAAAUUGGCUGAAGGCGUGACUUCCAAGGAUGUGAUCUUGCACAUCAUCGGCGUGAUCGGCACUGCUGGUGGCACUGGCAGCGUCAUCGAAUUCUGUGGAGAUGUCUUCGAGAACAUGUCCAUGGAGGCGCGGAUGUCAGUGUGCAAUAUGACCAUUGAAGCUGGGGCUCGGGCGGGCAUGGUGGCUCCAGAUGACACUACUUUCAGCUAUCUGAAAGGAAGGCCCUUGUGCCCCAAGGGAAAAGACUGGGACAAGGCAGUUGAGUACUGGAAAAGCCUACGCACGGACAAGGGGGCGAAGUUUGACAAAGAGAUCAAUAUCGAUGCAGCUGACAUUGCUCCGACAGUGACGUGGGGCACAAGCCCUGAAGAUGUCGUGGCCAUCACAGGAACAGUUCCGGAUCCCAAAGAGGCCAAGGAUGAGACGAAGAGGAGUGGAAUGCAGCGUGCUUUGCAGUACAUGGGCUUGGAGCCUGGAACCAAUAUGCAGGACAUCUCCAUCCAGAAGGUGUUCAUAGGAUCCUGCACGAACAGCCGCAUAGAAGACAUGCGCAGCGUUGCUGCCGUGGUAAAGGGCAGGAAGGUGGCUCCCGGCGUGGACGCCAUGAUCGUACCUGGUUCGGGGUUGGUCAAGAAACAAGCAGAGGCCGAGGGGCUUGACAAGAUUUUCGUAGAGGCUGGCUUUGACUGGCGGGAACCUGGCUGUUCCAUGUGCCUGGGCAUGAACCCGGAUCGUCUCAAGCCACAGGAGCGCUGUGCAGCCACUUCAAACAGAAAUUUCGAGGGCAGACAGGGACCGCAGGGUCGCACUCACCUGAUGAGCCCUGCAAUGGCGGCAGCCGCCGCUGUCACUGGAAAGCUCAAGGACGUCCGAGAGCUAUUGCCAGAAAUGCAAGCCGCAGCCAAGACACACGAAGCAAGCAACAGCAAGGAUUUCUAUUCCGAUCCGAUUGAAUGGAAAAAGACACAGGAGGAGCCGUCCGAGCAAGCCAGCGGCAUGGCGGGUGCGGGCACAAGAACGGCAGGCGCGGCUCCUGCCUCCGCAGGGAUGCCGAAAUUUACGAGUUUGGACGAUGUUAUCGCCUGCCCGUUAAGAAAAGCGAAUGUCGACACGGAUUGCAUCAUUCCGAAGCAGUUCUUGAAGACAAUCAAAAGAACUGGGCUGGGCAAAGCUGCGUUUUUCGAGCUCCGGUAUGAGGACGAUGGUGUCACGGAAAACAAAACCUUCAUUCUCAAUCAGGAGCCGUACAGAACCUCCUCCAUUCUCAUUGCUGGUGACAAUUUCGGAUGUGGCUCAUCACGCGAGCAUGCGCCGUGGGCUCUGAAUGAUCAGGGCAUCCGCUGCAUCAUUGCUCCUAGCUUCGCGGACAUCUUCUUCAAUAAUUGCUUCAAGAACGGGAUGCUGCCCAUUGCCGUGACAAAGGAUGUGGUGGAAGAGCUCUGGACACACUCGGAGGCACACAAACUAUUGAGCGUCGACCUUCAGAGCCAGGAGAUUAGAAGAGAAGGCGGCGAGGCCAUCAAAUUUGAAGUGGACCCGUUCCGGAAGCAUUGCUUACUGAACGGACUGGACGACAUAGGCUUGACGCUCCAAAAGAGUGAUCACAUCGACAGCUUCGAGGCGAAGCGGAGCUCCAUGUUCCCUUGGUUGGAUGGCCCAAACUACAGCAGAUUAAAGGCGGAAGUUCGCAUUUCCACGACCAAGUCCGCGGCAUUCUACGCACGUGUAUCCAAGGGAUUCCUGGCUGGUCUUGCAGCAAACGACGAUCGGCCAGAGCGUCCUGCGGCUUCGCAGCUCAUUCUGACUGCCACGGGCAAUGCGAUCGAGCGGGCGGUUCGCGUGUCGCAAGACCUCAAGGCUGAGGGUGAGGUCGAUAUCUUGAAAGUUCGUACACAGAUGGUCACCGGGUCCAACCAGCGGGCGCAGGUGCCACAGGCCAAAGCAUGA